AUGGAGUGCAGGCCGGGCGACCAGCACAAGUCAAACAGCGCUGCCGCCGCGAACCCAUUUAUAGAGACCGAACAGCUGGACAACAAGCAACAAGUCACCACCUUCACAGCCAGACAGAUCGCUACUCUUCAAGGUCGCUUAGACAAGAAUCUUGGUCCGGAGUACAUCUCAUCACGGCCUGGCGCAGGUGGACAGAAAGUACACUAUCUACAAGCAGAGAAGGUCAUCAAUCUUGCCAACGAGGUCUUCGGCUUCAAUGGCUGGAGCAGCUCCAUACAGAACAUCCAGAUCGAUUUUGUUGACGAAAACCCGCAAACUGGCAAAGUCACUCUAGGCUUGUCCGUCAUCAUCAGGGUCACCUUGAAAGACGGAACAUAUCACGAAGAUAUAGGCUAUGGACAUGUCGAGAAUGCGAAAGGCAAGGCGGCAGCAUUCGAGAAGGCGAAAAAGCAGGGGACAUCCGAUGGCCUCAAGAGAAGCCUCCGAAAUUUCGGCCGGGUCCUCGGGAAUUGUGUCUACGAUAAGGACUAUCUGUCGCGAGUUACCAAGAUGAAAGUUGGAGCUGGAAAGUGGGAUCCAAACGAUCUCCAUCGUCAUUCUGACUUCGCCGCUAAGAAGGGUGCGGCCGUCAAGCCCGAGUCGAAUGAGGUGGUGCAGCAGCCAAAUGGCAACCAUGCCAGUGGUCAUGAAACAGGCGACAGUUUCGAGGAAUUCGAUGAUGGGGUAUUUGAUGACGAUGAGCUCGACAACCCGGAUGAGUUUGUGCUGCCUGCUGAGCCCCGGGAGAGUGCUAAGAGACUGCCGCCUCCUGCUGGCCUGGGACUAGCACCCUCCCGAGCAAUGACUACACCUUCGAAGCCGCCGAAUGCUGGAACGAACGGUAACCCUAAAGGUGCCGUGAGCAACGGACUGGGUAGGACGGCGCAAGCGCCAAAUCCUUCUCGAUCCAAUGCACCAGCUCCUCCUCAGCAGAGCCAUAGUGCAAACCAACUGCCAAAUGGAGGAAACGAGCAGUCUUCGUCACCAGGCAUCCCGUUACAGCAUUUCAAUACCAGGCCUUCCAACCAGACUAGAGACAAUUUUGCAGUCAGGGGAACAGGAUUCUUUUCGGCCCGCGCUGCUGAGAGCAUCGACGAGAACAAUAAUGUCACUGCAGGUGCCGCGCCAGUGUUCGAUCCGAAACACCAAAGCAAGUCCAUUCGUAGGGACCCGAAUGUCGAUCAUACGAAAUCGAUGCGAUUAUUGCGGAACCUCAAUCCUGACAGCGAAGCUGCAAGACAAGAACUGGAGCAGCAACAAGAGCCUGACCAACUUCGCAAAACACCCGCUCCGCCAAAGGGCCCCCAAAGCCCGAUAGGAAUGGGAAGAGGCUUCAACGCAGGACAGUACCGACCCCCGACUAGACGUGGACCAGAUGGUCAUGUGAUGACACCUCGACCCACGAACGGCGUCAGCAACGGUGUCGACCGGGUUCUGCAAACAGCACAGAGACCACCUCUUACGGACGUCAGCAACAUGGCGAACCAACAUCAAGCUACCGCAACAACGCUUGAUGGAACUGAUGCAAAGAGGCAGAGGCUUUCGGGCCAGAGUCCUCGUCCGUCAGCCGAGCAUGAGCUCUCGGGUGAGGCUGGAUGA
This is a messenger RNA of Cyphellophora europaea CBS 101466, 1638 nucleotides long. RefSeq lists its product as uncharacterized. The coding region runs from base 1 to 1638 and encodes 545 amino acids. The record is from RefSeq and is a predicted model, not a curated record. Gene Ontology annotation, cellular component: nucleus. The transcript has a single exon. Gene Ontology annotation, biological process: double-strand break repair via homologous recombination; mitotic recombination; double-strand break repair via single-strand annealing. Lineage: Eukaryota; Fungi; Ascomycota; Eurotiomycetes; Chaetothyriales; Cyphellophoraceae.